UUCUCCUCGCCCUCAGUUCUAAAACCCCAAUUCAGCAAAAAAAAAAAAAAUCUCCUUUACAGAAACUCAAGAAACCUCAGUUUUUCCUACAUUUCAUAACCUUAAUUUCUUCAGAUGGGUUUCGAUUUGGGUAUCCAUAUGAAGCUCCAACACUCAACAUUCAUCGUUUAAUCAGUAAUGGGAGAGUAAACCCAGUUUCUCCAACACUCACUCUCCCAAAUCAAUACUCAAUUGCAACUGCUCGUCUGAACCCUGAAUCGCAUGGAGUUAUUUAAACUACUUUGCGGAUCCAAUUCUAGAUACAAUUCGGGAGACAGUUGGUGGGAUUGCUGCUACUUAUUUCUGGCCUGGUUUUGAGCUUCCAUGGAAGAAAAGAAUUCAUCAUCAAUGUCAGGAAGCCAAAGAACACAAUUAGGCGAGAGAAGCGCGGGUGGUCGUCCACCCGUUCCGAAACCUGCACCUUGGCUCGUUUUUCAGCAUGGAAAAGGUAUGAAAUACCAUGCUUUCUAUGAUCCAUGUGAACCUAAUAACAAAACAUGCACCAAAUUUAUACCAGAACUAAGUGGAAAAAUUUAUUGGCAAAAGCCUUGUUUCCAAGGGUGGUUAGUUAUUCUGGAUAUUUUUGAUGAAGAUGCUUGUGCUUGUCAUUGUUUUUUGUGGAAUCCUGUUUCCAUGGAGUCGGUUAAAUUACCUAAUUUGUUUCAAUGGUUAACGGAUUAUCAUUUCUACAAUUGUGUUCUAACUUUACCUAUGAGUAACAAUAUUAAAGAAUCCAUGGUUUACUUCCUCCUCGAGCAUCAUACUACUUCUGAGAACUUACUUGUAUAUAGUCAUCCUGGAGCUAAACAAUGGCAGAGUAAGUGUUUGGAUGAGUAUUACGAAGACCUUAGCCGUUUUGUUCGAUCCUUUCAUUACUUGAAAGGUAAGUUAUACAUUUUAUGUUACUCAGAAUGGCACAUAGAGAUUGAAAUAAAUCAACAACAACAACAUCAUCUAGGACAUGAUCACCAUUAUAACGAUCAAACCCUAUCUGUAAGAAGAUUCCAAGUGAAAAGGUACCCAUAUCUUCAACAUGCCGCAGGAUCUACGACUUCGUUAAUAUCCCAUCAUGUGGAAUCUUUUGAUGAUAUCUUCCGAGUUAAUAUUUUCUUCAGUCUAAGAAAUAUGAAUAAACCUUAUGCACCUGCCUCAAUAUUACAAGUCCUGAAGUUGGAUUUCUCUUUAAUGGCUUGGGUUGAGGUGAGGAGCUUAGGCGAUGAUGUACUGUUCAUUGGAAGACAAACUAGGGCAUUUUGCUCAGCGGCAGAUAUGGCUCUUAAAAGGGGUUGCGUCUUUUACACGUUACCAAAUGAUAAGUCCCUCUACAUUUUUGAAGUAGAAGAUGAUGGUAUUACAGUUGUCUUGCCGUUUUCGAAGCUACCAACGCCAUGGUUCUCUGGGGAUUGGAUAAUGAUUCCUACUCCUGUCAGGAGGAGCGGUGGAAGAAGGGGAAUAGAAAAUUUGUUAGGUAGAGAUGACAAAGAAGAAGAUUAUAAAAUUAUAGAGCUGGCAGAUAAACUGAACAAAGCUUGCAUAGAGGAUUAUUACGAGGAGGCUGGUCAGGAUAUAAUUCAUAAUGGAGGGGAAUUAGAAGAAGUAGAACGAACACCUUGGUCCAUUAUUAGUAAUGACAUUGUGGAGCUGAUAGCUAGUUAUCUGAAUCCAAAGGAUUUCGCACAACUUCGUUCCAUCUGUAGAAGAAAUCGCUCAAUAUUUCCUGAAAUAUACCCGUCAAGAGCAAGUUUGUUUCCUCUGUUGGUUUUUAACUCGUUUGAAGAUAAUACUGGCACCAUCUACAAUUUCCUGGAUCCAAUGCAUAAUGAAAUGUACUCCAUGAAGAAGAAUCUCUCGGAAUUGCUAGCAGGUGCUACAAUUCGUUUUUCAAAGUAUGGUUGGCUGUUGCUAGUGUCGAAUGACAUGAAAACUCCAUUCUUCUACAAUCCGUUCACAAAAGUGAUGAUUCGACUUCCUGAUUUUCCUAAUGUUAACCACAGGUUAUACUUGAGUGGUAUGUCAUUCUCAUCUCCGCCUACUUCUCCAGACUGUGUGGUUUUUGCGAUCGAACAAAUUAUCGGUAAUAUAAUCUCAAUCUACGCCAUUAAAAGAGGAAGCUGUUAUUGGAGGUCUCGUGUCCGUCUAAACUCUGAUGAUUCUUUUGUGCCAUGUUUCAACAAUUCAGUGUUCUUCCAGGGAGAUUUCUUUUGCCUAGAUUACGCUGGAACUUUAGGACGUUGUGUUGUUUAUGAUGAAGACAAGAUCAAUACUCUGGGUUGGGUAGUUUACAGCGAGUCCUUAAAACAGUUUAAUGGAACAUUCCCCAGUUACCUGGUCGAAUGUAAUGGACAACUUUUAACAGUGAAUGUUGGGCGUUUCGGAAAACCAGUUGGAGUGUUUAGUCUGGAUUGGGCGAAGAAGGUCUGGGUCAAAGUUAAAAAUUUGGGGGAAUAUAUGUUGUUCAUCAGCAAUACAUCUAGCUUCUCAGCAAUCGCUCCUCCAAAUAGUCGAAUGGAGAACAAAAUCUACUUCCCGAGGUUACAAAAAGAUGGAAGAGGUUUAUUAUUUUAUUCUCUCGACACAGGUAAGUAUCAUUAUUCUCAUGGAAGGCGAGCACAACAAAGUAAUACUGAUGCUGCUACAGAUUUCUAUGAUGCGAAGGAGAUGUGCAAUAGCACUUGGAUUGAACCUGACUGGUCACAGAGCACUCCAACUACUCAUGAAAAUCACUUCAAUUGGUCUGCUUAAUUAGCUACAACUUUGUGCUUUUUAUUUUCUGUCUUUUUUUUUCCGUUCCUUUGCCUUUCCUUUUAUAGUGUUAUCUGUUGGGAUAUUUAUUUGUGAACUUGAAUAUUGUUAUCCACCUGGGAUUAUUGUGUAACAGCAAAGUUGAGAUAGUUUUUUCCAAGAAUA
This is a messenger RNA of Papaver somniferum (opium poppy), 2946 nucleotides long. RefSeq lists its product as uncharacterized. The transcript has 3 exons. The record is from RefSeq and is a predicted model, not a curated record. Bases 364 to 2781 code for a protein of 805 amino acids. Lineage: Eukaryota; Viridiplantae; Streptophyta; Magnoliopsida; Ranunculales; Papaveraceae. Gene Ontology annotation, molecular function: protein binding.